CGAAAGAAAAAGUCCCCCUAGACCAACAAAUGUUAUCUUUGGUGCCAUUAUACACCCGACAGUUGAAUAAAAUUGCGGCUAACAAAAAGACCCGCAAACUAGGUGCUGGUGCCUACCACAAGGCUGAAAAAAGUUUAGUCAAGAAAGUUAAUCAAUUAAAAUCCAUGGCUAUCAAUACUGCUUUCAUGGGCAAAAAUUCAACCGGUCAACAAGCAGUGGAGAUGGUGAAAAAAGUAAUAGACCUUUUCAAAAAUCUCAGCGCUGACGAAAUUUAUGUUGCCAAAGAGAAAGCAAAAAGUCUAAUUGCUGAAUAUUUGAACAAUUAUGCUCCGGUCGAAUUUCACCAAUAUCCACAAUUGAAAGAGUUAUCCAGUUCAGUCAUUAAUUUCCUAGACACUUUACUUGAUGAGGAAUUGUUGGCUGAGGCGGUAAAAUUAACGGCUGAAGUCUGCGAAAUUGUAGUGGAAAAGUUUGAUUGGAAAAAGUUGGCUAGUUUCGAUAAAUUGCCACCAGCAGAGGCAUACAAAAAGGGAUACGAAUAUGGAGAAAGUGUAAUGAAGGAGACCUUUCUUCAAGCGUCUCUAAAAGCCAAUCUAGAAAAUAAGGUUCGCAGUUUGCUGAUUAAUUUAACCAAUCAUAUUAACCGUUUAGCCAAUGAGGAAGUUAAUAACAACAAUGUUUCAACGAGCGAGGAACAGUCAAUUACUCAAAGAUUUUCCACUCCUCGGCAAUUGCACGACUCAAACAACAACCCGACUGAAAAUACCGGCACCGGGCUAUCGUUUAUAUCUCCG
Messenger RNA from Racocetra persica, 794 nucleotides. The record is from the annotation of a GenBank genome assembly. NCBI's taxonomy places the organism in Eukaryota, Fungi, Glomeromycota, Glomeromycetes, Diversisporales, Gigasporaceae.